AUGCUGCUCUGGCCACAUUGCUGGGACGCAGCUGGGAGCGACCAUCACUCCACUGCCGCACUUUCACACCCACCCUUCCCGCCGCACGACAAUACCUAUGGGUACUCCCUGGAAUCAGAAGCUUCGCCGCCGACUCUCGCGAGCGUCCCUCGUCACCAACAAGUCGACCACAAAACUACGCCGAACCACAAGUCAGGACACAAGCGCACAAAGCAGCGAAAGCUCGUCAUCGGGAGCGACAGCCAGACAUCCUUUCCGCGGCAAGAACUCGGCGGCCUCAGCGUCAGUCAGGACCCUUUUCUCUCCGCCGUCAAAGGUUGCGCUUGCUUCAGCAGAGACGACGCCAGAGCCGAGCGUCCAGGUUGCGGUCGCGGGAAAUCACCUCACGCCUACUGCCACGAGCGACAGGGCGACGAGGGCGACGGAUGCUUGCGACUUUGCGCCGCCACGGAGACAGCCAUCGCUGAAGACACGGGCAUCGUUCCCAACGAGCGUACACGAUGGAACGUCACGACGCAACAGCGACCAAUUGCCAAGAAGCGAGCCGCAAGAACGAUACUCGUAUACCGCAGACUUGAAAGACAGGUCACGAAUUGGGAGAUGGGUGCGAACUAUGAUGGUGGUCACGACACAAAUGAGCCUUCGAUGGGGGGACGAUCGAAAGAAGGGACGAAAAGGAAAUCGAACAUAAACGUCAAAGAGAGGAUCAAGGCUAUUGAAGAUAAAGAUACUGUGCUGAUCAAGCCUGGUCUGCCUCUGAGAAGCACCAAAAGUCAACACAUCGUUCGUCAGACCGAUGGACCGAAUCCAGACGAGGAGUCUACAAUAAACAACGAGUCUGGCAGUGGAAUUCGAAACGGUGUACCAUUGGUGUUCCCAUUGCACGUGAGAAAGUUCCACCGCAGGAGAAGCAACGGAUCUCCUUUGCGACCUGAGACUCCGCUGUAUCGAAGCGACCCUGGACAAGACACGGAUAUUCAGAGCCCACUUCCUCAAAGGACCAUUCCAAUCGUGAGAGCACCCUCUGAGGCGUCCAUGCCCAGCUCGAGCGUUCCACCUACGUCUCUGACUCCUUCUCUAUCUCCCAUGCCCGCGCAAUCUGCGUCAGGCCAGACAUGCUCUCGAGUAGCAGCAACACAAGGACCUGCGAACGAAGGGACGGCUUAUAGAGGGGACCUACUGUCACCGCAUCCUAAGCAUGCAAAGGCUGGACAUCACCACCCGAAGACCCACGUCAAUCCAUUUUCCCACUUCCAUGGCACUCGCAGUGCUUGCGUUCGUCACGGUCGUAAAUCCGGACUCGGAAAGCAAAAGCCACGCCGACACAACGCAACGAAGGACAUGUUCGAACGGAGUAGAAGCGGUGCGUACAUCCCUAUUGGUGUGAACACCUUGAAGCAGAUGGAGGCAACGAGUCCCUGGGCUUUCGCCGACUCGACGACUAGAUGCACCGAGCUGACGUGUUUGACGACAGAAGCCAAUAAAGACGACGAAGAUGCUUGUCCGGAUUGUGUGGCGGAGCUGGGGAUCAAGAGACGGGAGAUAGAGAAGGCUGUGAGCGAUUGGAGUAAUACUGCUUUCCCUGACCCGAAGGGCGUGGCUGCUACGCCAAACCCGCAGCUGCUUGCUGUGCCGGGAGAGGCGUUUCCUGCUGUGCCUGCAGCGCUGAGUGUCAGCGAUCGUGCCAUCCGGCAGGAGUCUUGGAAAUCGACCACUGUCGAGCCGCCAGAUUCUGAAAGUGAGGUCCGUUCACUGACUGUCUCGCCGGCGUCCAUGCACUCAGCCAGGUCUGCUAUUCUGGAUCUGGACGACCCUAAACGUGCCGUAGCGCCCAAUCCCAAGCGUUCGAGAUCUGUCCGCUUCAACAGCCACUCCCAGAAAGUCGAGUACGACGCAGACCCCGGGCUCCUUAUCGUCUCUCGUGAUCUGGGAGAAGAGCUGGAUGCGGUCAUUCUUGAGCGUGGAGGCACGGUUGAGAAGGUGAUCACGAACCCCCGUGAUCGGAAUCGUACCCCUGAGAUCAUCGCGAAGAUUGCCCGUGAGCUGGCACAGAUCGCAAGCACUCUCUCCUCUGGCAAUUUUGGCAACAGACAGUCCUCAGACGACGAUGAACCUGUAGGGCGCACUGCGGUAGUUGAUAGGAACUCGGACGCCGGCGGAGGUCGUUCCUCUCGAGAGUCUUCCGUGCCCGAACUGCUCCAGCUCAUCAGUGAAGCCUCCAACGAUCUCCAACCUGGCCUAAUACGCAAGCCAACAUGGGAGCGUGUAGCCGGCGGGCACGCUUGGCUCGACCAGACCUCAGCCAACGACUUCGCCACCGAAUUCCAGCAAUCAUUCACGCCCUUCGACUCGCCCAAAUCCAUAGAAGAAGCACAAAAAAUGCCCCUAACCUCCGCGAGCGCGCGAAUCGUCAACCGCCAAACCCUCGACGACGACUACCGCGUCCUCCAAGACCACGCCCUCGCCACCACGCCACACGACCACGACCUAAGUUUCCUCAGAACCCACCGCCGCUCGCUGCAAUCUUCGACGCCUCUGACCACGAGCACUUUCUACGCGAGCCGGCCUUCCUCGAGUCCGACGCAGAACCUAGGCUCUCCUGGGAUUCCUAUUACCGUUUCGGCGGGCGAGCCGACGCUUCCUUCGCAUGUGCUUCGGUCGCGGGAUUUGCUUGAUGUAUCGAUUUCGAGGAUUAGUCCGCGACCCCUGGGGACGCCUCUCCUUCCUAAAACCUCUCCAUGUAUCUUCACAGCUUCAACGGCUCCCUCGCUCACUGCUUCAGCUGCAAAUUCUGCGCAGCCGAGUCCGCGGGAAGAGACCCAGGUUGCGGUGAGGUCUCCUGCGGAGAGGGAGGGGUUUUGGGGCUCGCCGAGCGAGGUGAAGGCGAAUUCGCAGGCGAUACGUCAUGUGAUGCGGAUGGAGAGGAUGAGUGCUGUGCAGGAGGCGGCGGCUUUGGAGAGGUUGGUCAGGAGGCGGAGGAUGGUUGAGGGCGAGGCGAAGAAGGCGCUGGGGUGA
Messenger RNA from Zasmidium cellare ATCC 36951, 3015 nucleotides. RefSeq lists its product as uncharacterized. Bases 1 to 3015 code for a protein of 1004 amino acids. The record is from RefSeq and is a predicted model, not a curated record. The transcript is spliced from 2 exons. NCBI's taxonomy places the organism in Eukaryota, Fungi, Ascomycota, Dothideomycetes, Mycosphaerellales, Mycosphaerellaceae.